CUAGCCCAUUCAAUUUGAAUCGGGGAGACAGAAAGAAUAGGGCAAAUUUUCGAUUUUGAUUUUCCAACCAAAAAAUCCAGGGUUUACCCUCACACCCCACUCCCUCCAAAGCGUUUGCAAUUCAUCGUUCUCUUAAAAAAGUUUUCAAUUGAAACACUGAUUUUGAAUUCGAGGUUUGAGUUAGUUCUCAGAAAGAAUUGCAGCAAUGGAUCUCCCUCGAGACGUUGACGACUACAUCAAACAAACCCUCGACGAUACAUUAGGUAUUCCCGUAUCGUCGAAAACCCUAGAAUCCAAACUUCGAGCUUCCCAAGACUCGCAAUGGCGCCUCCGCGAACGCCUCCUUUCCCUUCUCCCCCAAUUGAAACAGAAAGACCAACUCAUCGAUCGCCUCAAGUCUGAAGCGGGAAUGAACGCGCGAGCUCUGAAGAAGUUCGUUGAGGAGAAUCAGAGACUGGCGACGGAGUGUGAGAGAUUGUUGGCUCGCUGCCAUCAGUUGGAGAAUGAGUGCGCGCUGUAUGAUAAGGACAGAGAAGCGUUGAUGGAGUUUGGGAACGAUGCCGAUGAACGGGCACGCGAGGCUCAAACCCGAGUUCUUGAUUUGGAACGGGAUUUGCUCUUCAUGGGGAAUGAAUUGAACAAAUAUAAGCAUCAGCAUCAAUUGGUCAAUUCUUCUGUGUGCACACCUGGGGAAAAGAAUUUACUUGAUUCUGUUUUGGCAACGCCAACACUUACUAGUAAAGAUGAUGAUUCUACAUAUGCAUUUUUGCAAGUAAACAGUGAGAAUGAGGCCUGUAAACAGUUGCUGAGUAUGUGGAACUGCAUAAACCCAUCAACUCGGAGUGUUUUGUCACUUGUUGCCAAAGUCAAGUCACUUGAGAAGGAUAAGGAGCAUCUAAGAACUAACCUUCACAAAGCCGAGGAGGAGGUCAAAUUACUGUUUGAUGAAAACAAUGUAUUGGAAAAGGAGAACAAAAGGUUAUUGAGGAUAUACAAGGAAAGAACCCAUCCCGAUUCAGGGGGGGAGUAUACCAACAGCCCAUCAGCCAAGUCAAACAAGAGAAAGUCUAGUCCCAGAACAAGUAGCCCAAUGCAGAGGAAGAUUGAUUUUGACGAUCAAGAGGUAGCAAGACGACCAUUAUCACCCUUACGACAUAACUCCCCAGACUGUAGAAUGCAUAAGAAGUAACGUGACACACUAACAGUGUGUUUGGUCAGACGUUUGAAACUGUCAAACAUCCCUUCAGCUCAAUGAUACACAAGACCCAUGGUUUGGGUUCAAUCGUGCCUUGUAAUGUUUAAACGCUAAAACAAACACACAUUAAGGGACGAUGAGCUUACAUCAUGCGGAAAGUUUCAAACAUUGUUUCCGAUUUAUAGAUGGAUGACUAAUCAUAGUAUUCGUAUUUGUUGCUCCUAAAAAUCACUAUUGAUCA
Molecule: messenger RNA, 1436 nt
Organism: Glycine soja
Lineage: Eukaryota; Viridiplantae; Streptophyta; Magnoliopsida; Fabales; Fabaceae
Exons: 6
Coding region: 206-1189 (327 amino acids)
Source: RefSeq, a predicted model, not a curated record